GAACCAUAUGCUUCUUCAUCAUUCAGUUCGAUUCAAUUUGAAGAUCUCAUCUCACUCAACUAUGAAAUAUAUAAUCUCAGCUCUUUGCUGCGUUGCAGUAGUUGUGGCAGAUAAGCUCAACAAUGUCUAUCUUCCCCCCUCAAGUUCCAUUUCUGCAGGAGGAAAUGGAAAUAUCCUGAGGACUCCAUUUACCCAGACUUUCAUUCAACCAGGACGUAAAAUUUUCUCUGGAACCUACCAAACCGCUCAACAAGCCAAUGUUUACACUAACCAACAGCAAUCUUCUUUCAACAACUACGCUAGAGCUUCUGGUCAACCACAAAUCGCUAUCUUGAGAUUCAACAACGAAAACAAUGGUGAUGGAACUUAUAGAUUCGAAUACGAGACCGAAAACAAAAUAGCUCAGCAGGAAUCAGGACAACUUAAAAACGCUGGAACUGACCAGGAAAGCAGUGUGGUUCAAGGAUCCUACUCCUAUGUUGGUCAAGAUGGUCAAACUUACACCAUCAACUACAUAGCUGAUGAACUUGGUUUCAGAGCUACUGGUGCUCAUCUUCCUGUUGCUCCAGAAAUCCCUGAAGAGAUCAAGAAAUCCCUUGUACUAAAUGCUGCUGAGGAGGCUAGAGGAAUCGUCAAUAAUGGACAAUACAGACCCAACCCAUCUGAAAGAAUUUAUAAUGCUCAAUUCAACAAUGCUCAAAUCAAUCGUCAAUACUUGGCUCCCAAAGUACAAGGAAGCUACCAACAACAUCAGGGUGGAUAUAGAUACUGAUUCAUUUUAUGAGUGGUUUUGUUGCAUUUGCUCCUUUGAAUACACAUGUUUGUCAAAUGUUGUUAAUAAAAAGUAAUUUAUUCUA
Messenger RNA from Harmonia axyridis, 857 nucleotides. RefSeq names its product endocuticle structural glycoprotein SgAbd-2-like. Gene Ontology annotation, molecular function: structural constituent of chitin-based larval cuticle. The coding region runs from base 8 to 772 and encodes 254 amino acids. The transcript is spliced from 3 exons. NCBI's taxonomy places the organism in Eukaryota, Metazoa, Arthropoda, Insecta, Coleoptera, Coccinellidae. The record is from RefSeq and is a predicted model, not a curated record. Gene Ontology annotation, cellular component: chitin-based extracellular matrix.